Molecule: messenger RNA, 1789 nt
Organism: Hemiscyllium ocellatum (epaulette shark)
Lineage: Eukaryota; Metazoa; Chordata; Chondrichthyes; Orectolobiformes; Hemiscylliidae
Gene: pter
Product: phosphotriesterase related
Exons: 5
Coding region: 164-1213 (349 amino acids)
Biological process (GO): catabolic process
Molecular function (GO): zinc ion binding; hydrolase activity, acting on ester bonds
Source: RefSeq, a predicted model, not a curated record
CGAGAAUGUGCGCCGCACGGAUCACGGAAGAGAAAACUGGAAUGGGCUGCUGACUGCCAGCUGGAUUGAAACUUGACCAGGCAACUUGGUAUCUGACAGCUGGACUGCACCUCGAUUCGUGAUUCGACUGUCCCGACUCGUUUGCAGGUAGCACCUCAGGAAGAUGUCAGAGCUGAGUGGGAAAGUUCAGACCGUGCUGGGAGUGGUGGAUCCCAGACGGCUGGGUCGAACCCUCACCCAUGAGCAUCUGACCAUGUCCUUCGCUUUCUGUUACACGCCGCCACCCCCGGGUCAAGAAGCCUGCUCUGAAAUGCCGAUAACCAUGAAUAACCUGUACUGGCUCAAACAGAACCCCUACAGUCACAGGGCCAAUCUGCUGUUGAACGAGGAAGUGGAGGCGGUUAAAGGGGAACUCCUGCACUUUAAGGAAGUGGGCGGUGGGACAAUCGUGGAAAAUACCACCACUGGGAUAUGCAGGGAUGUGAAGGCACUCCGGCGCCUUUCUGAAGAAACUGGAGUUCAGAUCAUUGCUGGGGCAGGAUUCUAUGUGGCCGAGACUCAUUCGUCUGAAACGCGGAGUACAUCUGUGGAGAAGCUAACAGAUAUUCUGGUGAAUGAAAUUCUCCAUGGAGCUGAUGGAACUGACAUCAAGUGUGGAGUGAUUGGAGAAAUUGGCUGCUCCUGGCCAAUGAUGGAGAGUGAGCGAAAAGUUCUUCAAGCUACAGCUGAGGCACAAACGCAGCUUGGCUGCCCUGUCAUCAUUCACCCGGGCAGAAAUAGUGAUUCACCUUUCCACAUCAUCCGAAUUCUCCAAGAGGCUGGGGCUGAUAUCUCCAAAACAGUCAUGUCCCAUCUAGAUCGGACCAUACUUGAGCGGGAUAAACUGUUGGAGUUUGCUAAACUGGGAAGUUACCUGGAAUAUGACCUAUUCGGCGUGGAAUUGCUGAAUUACGCGUUUUGCCCUGCUGUGGACAUGCCUUGUGACAUUGAAAGGAUCAAUUGGAUCCGUUUCCUGGCUGAUGAAGGUUAUGGAGAUAACUUGCUAAUGGCCCAUGAUAUUCACACCAAGAACAGGUUAACUAAGUACGGAGGGCACGGCUUCUCUCACAUUCUCACCAACAUUGUCCCGAAAAUGAAGCAGAGAGGCAUCCCUCAGUCUGCCAUCGACAAGAUCCUGGUGGAAAACCCCAAACGUUGGCUAACGUUCAAAUAAUUAAAUUAACGCUGUCCGAAUCUUGAGAAAUAAUUCACAGUUGAUUUUAAAGAACGUGUUUUCUAUAGACUGAAUUAUAAUUGAUUUAAGAGCAAUGCCUUCUUCAUAAAAUCGGAAUUCCCAGCAUAAAGGAGAAGGAAUGAAAUAUUCUUAAACCGUGCUGAAUCGGGGCAAAGACAUGUAGCACCAUGUGUUGAGUGCUUUGUGGCGAUCUGUUGCUGUAUAGUUUUGGGUGAGGAAACGUCGAGCAAAGUUAAUGGGGUGGAUCAUACAAUUUAGUGUAAUAGGAAGGGGCUUAAAGCGAUUAAACAGCCCCGUGGGGGCUAAUUUUAAUUCGGGUGAUAGUUUCUUGAUUUGUUGCUUGCCUUCUUCAACGUGGACAAUUAGUGCUCCGCAGAAGGCUGGUGUCAAUCAUGUAUGUAACCUAAAUGUAUGCAAUAUUUCUGCGAUAAACUACAUGUCAAUACGGCAAUAAUGGCGGUCCUUAAAAGUUAUUUGUUUGCUGAAGACCAGCGUGAAUUGUCCCGAGAUCCCGGUAAAGUGAUGAAACAAUUCAAAUAUAUGUUAAUCAACGAG